AUGUGCCUUGAAGGUGGAUGUGGAGCUUGCGUUGUUGCUGUACAAAGAAGAGAUCCUCAUACAGGAAGAAACGAAGUUUUUGCUGUUAAUUCCUGUUUGGUAUCGAUAUUCUCUUGUUAUGGUUGGAACAUUUUUUCCGUUGAAGGAAUAGGCACUCAGGAUAAACCUCACGCAAUUCAGAAAACUUUAGCCAAUUUCAAUGGGACUCAGUGUGGUUUUUGCUCCCCGGGUAUGGUAAUGAACAUGUUCGCUUUAAACGAGUCGCAAGAUUUAACGAUGAAAACUGUUGAAAACUCCUUUGGUGGCAAUAUAUGCAGAUGUACUGGUUAUAGGUCCAUUUUGUCGGCUUUUAAGUCUUUAUGUAAGGAUUCGUCGGAAGAAUUAUUAGGUACUCUUCCUGACAUAGAGGAUUUAAAACCGUGUAAGAAAAUUUGCACUAAAAAUCUUGACCAAGAAAGUUUUAACGUGUUAAAUGGAUCAACUUGGGUGAAGGUCUAUAAAUUCGAUAAUUUGCUACAAGUAGUAAAAAAUUUUUUGUCGGAACAACGCAAACCAUCAAUUAAAAUGAUAGCAGGAAACACUGCAAGAGGGGUCUAUAAAAAUCCUCCGGAAGUUGAUAUAUUCAUCGAUAUUUUUAAUGUUGAUGAGCUUGUUAACCACGAAGUAGGUCCAGAUCAGUUGAUAUUAGGGGCCAAUAUGCCCCUAACAAAAACAAUGGACCUUUUUUACGAGUUAUCAGAAAAAAAUGCGAAAUUCAAACACCUUAAAAAGAUGGCCGAUCAUAUAAAUUUGAUAGCGAAUGUACCAGUUAGAAAUAUUGGAACUCUGGCUGGUAAUCUUAUGAUAAAGCAUGAAAAUAAACAUUUCCCAUCCGAUGUGUUUCUCAUUUUUGAAGCUAUUGGAGCAGUUUUUCAGAUAAUCGACAUUAAAAACCGAGAGUACAUGGAGUCGCCUUCAACAUUUCUUAAUUUAAAUAUGGCAGAUAAAAUCUUCAAAAAAAUUAUUGUGCCUGCUUACGACGACACUUUUAAAUACGAGAGCUACAAGAUAAUGCCCCGAGCCCAAAAUUCACACGCUCUAGUAAAUGCUGCUUUCCUUUUGCAACUAGAAGAUGAUUACAAAGUAAAAUCGGCAAGAAUUGUGUAUGGCAAUAUUAACGCAAACUUUGCAAGAGCGUCUGAAACAGAACAGUAUAUAAUCGGUAAAGUAUUAUUUGAUAAUGAUGUUCUACAAAACGCUUUUAAAUUGUUGGACAGAGAAAUUAUUCCGGAAUUUAUAAAAGGAGAACCUCAACCGGAUUUUAGAAAGAAGUUGGCCAUUUCACUACUCUACAAGUACGUACUAAGUAUUGCACCAUCAAACAUGGUGACCAGCAGAUAUUUAUCUGGAGGCACUAAGUUUGAUAGACCGGUUUCAACAGGCACACAAGAUUUCGAAACGAAUAAAUCUUUGUACCCUGUAUCACAAUCCAUACCAAAAAUUGAGGCUUUGGCUCAAACAACAGGUGAAGCUAAGUAUAUACCUGACAUGCCAGACGCACCCGAUCAACAUUUUGCUUGUUUUGUAUUGGCUAAAACCACUCCUAAUAGCACCAUCGAUAAAAUUAAUCCGCAAAAAGCUUUAAAAAUGAAGGGCGUUGUGGCUUAUUUUGACCACAACGAUAUCCCAGGGCGUAAUACCUUUACACCAAAAGAAGCUGGAUGUCCGGGGGAUGAAGAGGAAUUAUUUUGCUCCAGUAAAGUUUUACAUUGCAACCAACCCAUUGGUAUUAUAGUAGCAAAAACGCAAGAAUUGGCGAAUGAGGCCGCAGAUAAAGUAGAAGUGACUUACAAUAUCUCCACUGUAAAACCUUUAACAACAAUUAAGGACAUUAUUGAGGCGGAUGCCAAGGGCAAGAUUUUUCCGGAUCAAACUAUAGAAAGAAAGAAUAAAGGAAGUAAUAUUAAGCACGUGGCUAAAGGCAACGUGUGUUUAAACUGGCAAUAUCAUUUCCAAAUGGAGUUGCAAUGUUGCGCGGUUAUACCCAUUGAAGAUGGUUUGGAUAUGUAUCCAGAUUCACAAUGGUUGGAUUUAAGCCAGGCCGCAGCUUCGGUAGCUUUAAAUAUACCAAUGAAUAAAAUAAAUGUGUACAUACGCCGUUUGGGUGGAGCCUUUGGAAGCAAAAUAUUUAGGGCGGCAAUGGUUUCGACAGCGUGCGCUCUAGCAGCUUACAAGAUAAAAAAGCCGGUUAAAAUGUGGUUGACUUUGGAACAAAAUGUUGCUAUUAUAGGCAAACGCAACCCCCUUUGGGCCGACUAUGAAAUUGGUGUAGAUGAAAACGGGGUUAUUCAGUAUUUGGACAAUACAGUGUACUAUGAUUAUGGUUGUGGUAACAACGAGCCCUCUAUGUAUAUGUUAAUCAACAUUUUGGAGGCCUACUAUAACUCCGACACAUUUCAAGUUAAUUCCUUUACAACAAGAUCUGAUAUGCAUGCAGCUGCUUACUGUAGAUCACCUGGAUCAGCUGAAUGUAUUGCGAUGAUAGAGAGUAUAAUGGAACAUGCUGCGUAUGUAGCCAACAUUGAUCCAUUGGAAUUACGUAAGAAAAAUAUAAAGGAUCAAGCUUUGCUCGUGUUUAUUGAAGAGUUAAGAGAGUGGGCCGAUGUUGAUACGCGAAAAGAGACAAUUGAACAAUACAACAAGGAAAAUCUUUGGAAGAAAAAGGGUUUGAGUGUGAUGCCAAUGGUUUUCCCAUUUCAUUUCUUUUUUAACUACAACGUUAUGAUAUCAAUUUACCAUGUAGAUGGGACUGUUUCUUUAGCUCAUGGUGGAGUUGAAAUGGGUCAAGGUAUUAACACAAAAGUCGUACAGGUUUGCGCCUAUAAAUUUGGAAUACCCAUUUCCAAAGUACAAGUAAAACCAACAAACUCAAUGACGAAUCCGAAUAACCCUAUUGCUGGCGGUAGCAUGACAAGUGAAACAGUUUGCUGGGCUACUAUAAAAGCCUGUGAAGCUAUGUUGGAAAAACUUAAGCCCAUUAGAGAGAAAAAUCCACAUGAUUUGUGGGAAGACCUAAUUAAAAAAGCGCAUUUGGGUGGAGUAGAGCUAACCGCAACUUCUUUAACCAACAUUCAUUCUGAACCAAGUUUAGCACCCUAUUUGAUAUAUGGAGUCUGCGCGGCGGAAAUAGAGAUAGAUAUUCUUACGGGAAGUUAUCAAAUUCUAAGAGUAGAUCUUUUGGAAGACGCUGGAGAUUUAAUAAGCCCUCAAGUGGAUAUAGGGCAAAUAGAAGGUGCUUAUGUAAUGGGUUUAGGUUAUUACCUUACAGAACAACUCGUGGUGGACGAAAAUGGGAAGAUUUUGAGUGACAGAACUUGGAAUUAUAAACCUCCUGGUCCCAAGGAUUUGCCUAUCAAUUUUAGAGUAAAAUUUCCGAAGAAUAACCCUAAUAAGGUUGGAGUACUUAAAUCUAAAGCUACUGGAGAGCCGCCUUUAUGUUUGGCAUUUGCGGUACCUCUUGCUAUACGACAAGCAAUUGCUUCCGUUAAAUCUGAGAUAGAUAAAACAAUACCUGCAUGGUCGAGCGUUGACGGACCUUCAACUGUAGAACAAGUAUUUACCAACUGCUUACAUGACUUUAAUAACUACAAAUUAUAA
Molecule: messenger RNA, 3636 nt
Organism: Brassicogethes aeneus
Lineage: Eukaryota; Metazoa; Arthropoda; Insecta; Coleoptera; Nitidulidae
Source: the annotation of a GenBank genome assembly